AGAAAGAAAGAAAAAAAAAUGAAAACAAGAGACUAGAAAGCAAAGGAAGAGGGCAGAGGAGGAUAAGGAAAGAGUGGGGGUAGAGAUGGAGCCUAAGGCACUGCCUCGAGGGCAGCACAUUUUGGACUGGGGAGGAAGGCUGAUGCAGAAAGAGGGAGAUGGAGGCUGCCAACAAUCCUGAGUGUACAAUUAAGCUGAGAAUACAAAACCAUUAGGGUUUAUGGCCACUUAAGUUCUUACAAAACCAAGUAAAAUGUUUAUUUUCUUAAAAUGGAUUUUAUUUCAGUUUGGGAGUUCUGUUUGAGUGUCUCAUGCCUGUGCAGCCUGUGGCAUGAGCUGAUGUGACCGAGCCAGUGCUGCUUCCUCUGUGAGCUGCCACUUCACUUCCUGCAAUGGGUGGGUUCACACGGCUUUGCCAAGGCUACUGCAAAGGGCUCCACAGGAUUGGACCUGGGUGUUUCUCAUGUCCUUGUGUGCUUCCUGCUGCCCUUGUGCUUUUUCUUUGAUCACACCACUCACCAGUUUUGUGGAAGGUGAAUCUACUCUCCAUCUUGGAUUCCGACAGUGACAAACGUCCUUGGUAACCUAGUGUUGCUCCAGAUGGUGAAUUUGCAGUCCCUGCAUCAUUGCAGUAAGGCAAAAUGCUUUGCAGUGCCUUGCCUUGUAUCCUAACACUUCUAAAACAUUUUCAUGCAUGAUCUUUUCAAAGCUACUCUGGGGGAUUUCCACUCCCUUGCUGUUUUAAAAUGCUUGUACUGCUAUGCUAACCACAAAGCUCACGCUGGUAGACUCUGUCUCUCUGUCUCUGUCUCUCUCUCAUUUUCUCCCCAUUGAGCACCAGCUACAGCUUCCAGGUAUGGCUUUACCAAAAUGUGUCUUGUUAAUGCUGGCAGCAGCUUAACUUGCCAGAAUUAUUUCUCAUUUCUGAAGGGCUAUCCAGGGGCUUGGUACACAGGGCUUGGGGGAAGGCUGCAGACCCAGAAACAUCUCAGGCAACAAGUUCACCUCCUGAACCGGCAAAGUGGUGUCGUGAUCUUGUAAGGGUGAGAGGCAGAGCCUUCUUACUGAGAUUUCUGUGGUGCUUGGGAAGGUGAUAAAGCAUUCAGGAAUUGCCACAGAAGUGAUGGCAACAGGUUUAUUUUCCAGCUGUUAUUUAGAUGAGGUUAUUUUAAGGCAUAACAAUAUUCUGUUGAUUAGAAAUAGAUUUCUUGAUAAUGCAAAAUUAAUUAAUUAAUUCUUUUUUGAACAUCCAGGGAAAACAGGAGAUGUAAGAAAUAAGUAAACUGGCUAUAAAAUAGCUGCUUUAGCACCAGACACACUUCAUUAAUUUUAAGAGUUUAUUUUUAAUUUUUUUUUUUAAUGCAGUGUUGUAACCUGUGUCUUGAAACCCUGAUGCAGUCUAGUCUUAUGGGAAUUCAUUGUAAUGCUUGACUGUACCUCUGUGCAAAGGAAACCCUACUGUCUUACUCUGCUCAGUGAAAAUUUGCCUAUGGACAUGAGCAAACUGAUGCUUGCUUAGUAAGGUUUUACUGUGCCUUGAGGAUGAGGUAAUAUUACAGUUGGAACUUCAAUAGCAGAGUGGUGUCUGUAUACAAAAGAAAAUGUUUAUUUUGCUGUCCUCAGCAGCAACAUCCCCCAAGGGUGCUCAGGCACAUAUCCAAUAGGAAAUUGUUACUGUUAGAAGUACUCUGUCCUGGGUACCAGCUGGUCACUGCCCUGCAGCUUGUAAGUGACUGGGACAAGAGCAGAGCAGUUCCUGAGGUUCCCUCGCUGCCAGGUGAAGGGGGAGUGAGCCCUGAGUGCUGGCACUGGGUGUGUGUUGGUGAACAAGGGAUCCUUCUCUCCUCAGCCUCUGUGCUGCAGGGACACACAGGGUGCAGCCAGGGUGCCUCUCCCACAUGGGCACUCUGCCAGCGUGUUCUGUUGGCAGCAGUCAAAAUGUUCUAACUCUCCAUGGGCUGCAAGGGACAAGGAUGAUCCCCCAGUGAUGUCAGAUGUCAUCAUCUCCUGUUUCCACAUGGCUCCCUAUAGCUUGCUGUAUCUUAAAUAUGUAUCUCAGACUGUACAGAUACUUCUAGUCAUUCUUUAGGAAACUGUUAGCACUUCCACUCUGUGUGUUGAGUUGGGGCAUAUAUUUUUUGUCUCCAAAAUAGUGGCGUUUUGGAGGACUUUAGAGUAGUAAAUCAUACAACUUUGUUAUUUUAAUUCAAAAGUACUGGAAGCAGCUAAUCUGUUCAUAAAUUUGAUAGCUUAUAAGGCAGCUUAGAGAGGGCUGUUUUAAUGCAACAUGCAUUCCCCUCCAUUCUGUUUCUGCCUGUUACCUCCCAAUGAAGUGGCUUGAUCUUAGACCUCCAAAUUUGACAAAACUUUUCCCAGUGUGCCUAAGACAGUUCUGAUCUACCAUAAAAGGUAGAUAAUUGUAGAGGGAGGGACAGGGCAUCUUCUCAGCCUUGUCCCUCCCAAGUGUCUUAGUGUAAAGCAACAGAGGUGGACUAGAGCUACAGAAAGGUAGGUGCAUAACCUUUUUUCUGUGCCCUGUUGUAUGUAUGACAUGGAAGCUGGCAAGUGAGGAAGGUGCUUUUUACUGGGAAUACCCCAGUCCUGGAGCUUGGCUGAGCCUCACCCUCCCCUCGUGCAGUGAGCCUGGCAGGAGCUGGGCUCUCAGCCCCAUUUGCUGGGCAGCAGGACCAGGGAUCUUGUCUUCUUGUCCAUGAAGAAGACAAGAUGAUGUGGUGAUCAGAUCUGUGAUAAGAACCUGGAAAUUUUCCCUUCUCAGUCUGAGACAUGGUGGCACUCAGUGCCUGUGCCUGGUUCUGCUGUCCUGGAAGUUUUGGCUGUAAUGGUGCACUCACAGCUCAUGGGGUAAUGAUUGUUUCUUAUUGGAGAAAACAGGAAAAACCUAUUCUCUUUUAAAAAAGCAACCACGUUGUAAGGAAUGGUUUUUCCUGUGUGCAGAAAGUUUGUUUUUGUGGCUAGAAGAAGUUAAUCUGUCCACAGUGGUUCAGUGUGAUCAAGGUUGCACACAGCCUCUGUCAUUCUGACUGCUGGUGGUGGAGAGAGAGAGCAGCCGUGCUGGAGGGAGCUGUUUGAACAUGGCUUUAAAAUGUUGAUGCAAUUUUAUAUUCUAGUAAGUCAUGCCCAUGCUGAUUCUUCUCCUUAUUAUUAUGUUCUGCUCAGUUUCUGAACAAGAAGCAAUUUUAAGUGUGGAGCAUUUUACUGGAAAAUGUUUGGGCUCCGUUUGGUGUGGUGGUAUUAAAACAGGAUAGCUCCCAAUUUAUAAAGUUUGUUUUUGUUAUGAAAAUUCUCCCACUUGGAUUAUUUCCAGUGAGGUUAAGGCAUCUGCAUGGAAAGAGUUGUUCCAGAAGUAUUUUGCUUGUGCAGCUCAUGGUGCAGGCAGGGCUGGGAUGCUGAGGUGGUGGGAAGGUGCAGCUGUGAGCUCUUUGUACUGCACUACAUUUGAGCUCCCACUCAUUGGUUGCUGUUUAUAGGACUUGGGCUUAGUUCCUAGUGAUUCAUACCACUUUUUUAUGUGUGGGUAGAAUUAAUUCUAUUUAUUUCAGUAUAGGGAAAUCCUUUUUUUUUAAUGUGUCUUUUAAUGUGUCGAUUUUCAGUCUCCAUAAGUUGGGGGGUUUUGUGUGUGUGCUGUUGCAGUGCAGUUGCAGUGAAAAUCCCUUUCCAGCAUGCACUGUGUCUGCCACCAGAGCAUCAUUAUGCAGCACGAGCCUGCCGCUCUCUGCUAUUUUAAACCAGCAUUACAGUUCACACGUGUGCUGAAAAACUGCAGCAUACACAAAGGCAGGACAGCUUCCCCUUGCUGGAAGCUGUGAGCAGACAGAAGUGAAAGCUCCCUCAGCCCCUACCUACGCUGGCCAGGCAUCAGCGUAAGCAGGAAAUUGAUUCAGAUAACCCUGGGCUGCUCUCACUGUCACCUACAGCACUUUUUCCCCUGAUGGUUUCCCUUUGGUUUCAGUUCCGAGAGCCCUGCGCUGGGAGCCAGGAGUGGGAGCAGAGCUGCUGCAAGUGCCCUGAGUCACUGGCAGAAUUAAUAUAGCCAAAAACUUGCACAUAAUCCAGUAAAAUAAGAGUUUACUGCUAGAAAUGAAUGAUCAACAGGAACAAGAAAGAUGUCAAGUUAAGAGGCUUCAACUUCUGUAACCCCUAAACUGAAGCUGGCAGCACGUUUCCCUCUGAAACCUGUGUCCCUCUGCAGAUGAGAGCCCUGCUGCCAGCAGCAGCCUGCUGCAAGCGGUAGCCGAGGCAGAGUGGCUGCCAGGGAGUGUUGGAAGAGCUUCUCCCCGCGCCUGCUUGGCUUCCCAGCGCAGGUCCCAUGGCCUGUGACGAGCCCGCUGCUCCCUCGGGCACCUUCACGCGGCAGAACUCCUCCAGCACCGGCUCCCUGGACUUCGAGCCCAACGCCGACUACAAGUUCGUGGAGAGCCUGGAGGAGCGCUACAAGUGCGCCCACUGCCACCUGGUGCUGCACAACCCCCACCAGACGGGCUGCGGGCACCGCUUCUGCCAGCACUGCAUCCUCGCUCUGAGAGAGUUAAAUGCAGUACCGACCUGUCCUGUCGACAAAGAAACAAUAAAAAUGCAUGAGGUAUUCAAAGACAACUGCUGUAAAAGAGAAGUUCUCAACUUGCAUGUGUUCUGCAAAAACUUUCCUGACUGCAAUUCAAAAGUAAUUCUGGGGCGAUAUCAGGAGCAUCUGCAGCAGUGUUUGUUUGAAAGCAUGCAGUGCACUAAUGAUGGAUGUCAGGAUCGAAUUCUCCGCAAAGACCUGAAGGAGCACUUGAGCCAGCACUGUAAAUUCCGGGAAGAGAGGUGCCGGUACUGUAAUGCACAUGUGGUGUUAAUUAACAUAAAGAAUCAUGAGAAAAAUGACUGCCCUGAUUAUCCUGUGCCUUGUCUCCAAAACUGUUCACAAAUAAUUCUGAAAAAAGAGAUUGAAAAGCACCACGCUGUGUGUCCUGAGGCAGAAGUGGACUGUCCAUACAAGCAGUACGGCUGUCAUGUAAAGGUUAAAAGAGGGAAACUUGCUGAACAUGAAAACAGUGCCCUGAGGGAACACAUGCUGCAGAUUUUAGACAAGAACUCCCGGUUGGAAGAGCAGAUAUCUGACCUGUAUAAGAGCCUGGAAUGUAAAGAGAUUAAAAUCCAGCAGCUAGCAGAUGCCAUUAAGAAGUGUGAGAAAGAAUUCAGACAGUAUACACAACUGUUUGGUAACAAUAGCAACUUGAUGGUAAGCACUCAGGCUCUGGCCAGUCACCUGGACAAGUCUGCACGCCUGGAAUCACAAGUGAAGCAGCUAAUACAGAUGGCAAACCAGCAGCAAAGUAAACUAGACCUGCGGCCCCUGUUUGACACCAUUGAAACAGUGAAACAGAAGAUUGCCCUGAUGGAGACGUACGACCAGCGCUUGGUUGUUUUGGAAGACCAAUCCAGCAAACAUGAUCGCCAGAUCAAUAAUCACAAAGCACAGCUCAAUAAAAACGAAGAACGAUUUAAGCUUUUGGAAGGCACGUGCUACAAUGGGAAAUUAAUCUGGAAAAUCACGGACUACAAGAAGAAGAAAAGAGAGGCAGUGGAGGGCCGUGUGCCGUCCAUAGCCAGCCAGCCCUUCUACACCAGCCGCUGUGGGUACAGGCUGUGUGCCAGAGCCUACCUGAACGGGGAUGGCUCGGGAAAGGGAACCCACAUCUCCCUCUACUUCGUGGUCAUGAGGGGCGAGUUUGACUCGCUGCUGCUGUGGCCUUUCAAGCAGAAGGUUACACUUAUGCUUUUGGACCAAAGUGGGAAAAAAAAUCACAUUGUGGAAGUCUUUAGAGCUGAUCCCAACAGCAGCAGUUUCAAAAGGCCAGAUGGAGAAAUGAAUAUCGCCUCUGGCUGUCCGCGCUUCGUGCCACACACCGUCCUGGAGAGCACAAAGAACACCUACAUCAGAGAUGACACUCUCUUCUUGAAAGUGGUCGUGGACCUAACUGACCUGGAGGAAUUGUGAAAAGCCCGGUCUAUGUGACUGCUGCUUUUGUGGUGAGCACCAGCCAUGCAAUAGCAAAUUGCCACCAGUCAAGCUACUGAGAAUAUUUCAUGGCUUUGGACUACAGGACAGAUAAAGAAUUGCCAAAGCAUCAGCCUUUCCUUUUCUAUCCUUUUUUCCAAGACUGCAUUUUUAAGGCAGCUAGAAGUCCAUGCUGGCGCAAAGAUGCAUCCAAUUCAGAUUGGUUCAGUCCAGGCUGGGGGGAAUGCUUGGCUCCCAUCCCCAGACUGCCAUUUGGAGAUGAACCUCCUCCAGAAAAUUUCCAGGAGCCCAGGCAGGCCUGUGGGCUCCUCUCCCUCACACAGAAGUGAAGCCAUGCCCAAACAUGCAAGUGCAUUUCAUCUGUCUGCAAUGCAAACAUUUCAACAUUAGCAAAUUAGAAUCAAUGUGUCUUGAUCCCUCCAUCUCCUGGAUUUUUGAAGCAGUGAGAAAGGCUUCAGUCAGGCAGGGUAAACAUUGGCCAAGUAUCUUGCAUCUUUUUAUUUGUUUUAAUCAUGUUUUUCCAGAAAGCCCAGAGGAAGGAGCCAAUGCCUCUUAUUUUUUACCCUUUUUUUUCAGCUGUACAGAGUACCCCAGGUCACAACAGCUUUCUUGUGUCCUUUCCACUCCUGCCUAGUGCCUUGGGACUGGUUUCCAUUGGUGGUAAACAUCCACAGUCCCCAUCUGAAGCCAAAAGCUGCAGGUGCUUCUCACCUCUCAGGACAUGGCCAGAGGCAGGGCAGUCAGCCAGCCUGCCAGCUCCUAGCUGCACUGCUGCAGAAGGGGCAAAACUCCUGUUCUUUUGCUUCCACAUCUGUGCAAAAGAGAUGUUUUCUGGCCUUACCAGCUCUACAAAAGGCAGGAAUAGCUUGGGGAAUAGCUCACUUAUGUAACAUGCACUGUUCCUCCUCUCCUAGAAGUUUGGGGAAAGGGGGAAAAUAGAUUAGGGAGUGAGGUUGCUGUAAGAAGCCAAUUUUGACAAUCAGUGCAGCUUUAGUGUUUGUUGAAGGAUGACACAGCUGCUGACCAUGAUGUCUGAAGAUCUUAAUUUUUAUUCCAAGUUCCUUCCAUAUUGCAAAGGAAUGUGUGCAUUGUACAGGGUUUAUUUGAGACAGACUAAAACCACCAAGGUCAGGCACUGAGGAACAAGUGACACAGAACACAUGUGCCUUUUUAAAGUCCUUUGGGUGCCUGUAAGAGGGAUGUAAUUCUGCAUGCUCAGUGGUUUUGUUAUUACAAGUGGCAGAAUUUUGCAUCUCUCAUCUCUUACAGGUCAGGUGGGGAAACACCUCAGCAUUAUCCAUUGCUCCAAAGCUUAUCAAGAGACAGCAAGAAACUAAGCUGGUUUUGGAGUAAGAGUAAACUAGGCAGGAUAAAAACCAAAACAGGGCACAGACUGAAAGGCAUAAGAUAGAAAAUUCAAGAGGGCAAAUGUGGUAAAAUGAAAAAUACCCUUCCCAUAAGGGAUGUUGAUAAGAAUCUAAAUAAUUCAAGGAUUGAUACCCAGAUGAAGGCAAAGUACUUUAUUUUGUAUCUGCAAUCUUAUUGCUAGACAUUCACUUUCCCACAUGGUUUUCAGGGCAUAAUUCAGACACAUGUAUUUUCUAACUCAGGGGUGGAGGGGAAGAGACCUUAGUAAUCUGUACCUCCUGGUGGGUUAGCACAUGGGAAAUCUUUGUUUUGAUCUAGAAGUCCUUUUGUUUUAUAAUGUCAAGAUGUACUGAGCCACCAUAGGGGCUUUCCAUGUUCCUGGGGACAGAUUGUGAGGAACAAAUUUAUUCUUGUGUACCUCCACCAUUGACCUCAGGAAUCAUUUCAGCUGUAAAACAGAAUUAAUUAGGCAUAACACUUGGUUACAGAAAGAGCAGGCUUGUUUUGACAGUGGUGUGCCAUUCUGUGACAUCAACCCUGAGCCUGGAUUUCAUGUCACUCAUUACUUUAAUUUUUGUCAUGUAACCUUCAAAGUGACACAACUUCCAUAAUAACCACUAACAACUGAUGGGAAUGUACCAUCCCUGUGUCCUGGGGCUCUCCAGGACACUGAGUGUUCAAUACAGAAAGUGAUAAAGGACAAGCAAGGGAGGCAAGAUGGAAAGGAUGUGUGUGGUCUGUAUCCUGGCAAAUUCCCAGCCCUCUCUGCCUCCACCACCCCAAAUGUAAAAUGGGAAUAAUAAUACUUGCAGAAGCACUAGGGCUAUUUAAAUGUUUGUGAAGAAGUUUGAGCAUGAAAAGAGCUAAGUUUUAUUAAAACUGCAUUUCUAAUUGUUAGAAUAAGUGAUGGCAUAGUGAUGUGGAUAAGUGUUUAGUGUUUUCCUAGACAGAUUUUGGAAGCAUGUUUGGUUUUAUGCAGUUCCUACCUGCAGUCUCUCCUCUACCUACUGGUUGGGUUUAGGUUUUUGCCAUGAAUAUUCUUUUUAAAAUUCUGAAGCACAAAUUCAUCCUGGGUGAUGGAAACAUCCCUUUUGAAAUACUGCCUGUUUUAUAAAGAAUUAGUUGAGAAGAUUAAUUUUUUUAAAGACAACCUUCUUUAAAUUUGUUCUUUUUAGUACAGAAAUUAAGAGAUUUAUGUUAAAAUUUUCAGUGAUUUUUUUACUGCUUGUAAACAGGGUUUUAAAUUUCAUCCCAUUCCUAAUAAAGAAAAAAUGUUGUAUAGCAUGAACUGUCAGGAAGAAUUUUGAUGUUGCAUGAAGAAUACCAAAAAACUUUUCAAUAAUAUUGUACUGGGUAAGUAACCAAAAGAGCAUAGGGUAUUUCUACAUCAGCAUACCAUAUGUUUCUAAUGUAUUUAUUGAUAGUUUGUAGUUGUUUGAAUAUCUCUUACUACAAUAGAGACAUUUUUCUAGCCGAAUGUCUUUACUGUGUACAUAAACUAAUGUAAGAAUAAAUAAUUUUAUCAUCCUUCUAGA
Molecule: messenger RNA, 8925 nt
Organism: Zonotrichia albicollis (white-throated sparrow)
Lineage: Eukaryota; Metazoa; Chordata; Aves; Passeriformes; Passerellidae
Gene: TRAF5
Product: TNF receptor associated factor 5
Biological process (GO): positive regulation of canonical NF-kappaB signal transduction; regulation of apoptotic process; signal transduction
Cellular component (GO): plasma membrane signaling receptor complex; cytoplasmic side of plasma membrane
Molecular function (GO): zinc ion binding; tumor necrosis factor receptor binding; thioesterase binding
Source: RefSeq, a predicted model, not a curated record